AGCCCUCAGCAACCGGUCAACAUCCAUGGAUGAGGAACAAAGACGAACCAUCUUCACUCGCUUCCUGUAUCCGUUCCUCUCAAGAGGAAACUCAUCAGAUCCUGGCUGCAUCACUGGCACCCUAGGCAGCAAAGACUGGCUUCAGAAGAACUUUGGCGACUUUGCGGUUUACGCGCCACUGGAAGAUCUACAAAAACUCAAUGGCAAUUUCUCCAGCUUUGAGUCUCUGGAACUGCUGACGCCAUCCCAGGCAGCACAGCUGACUCUGACUUCCGGAGCACUGAAUGACUCCACAAAAAUGGAGGCCAUCUUUGAUCGCCUAGAGGAGGGAGAUGCUCUUCAAAAUGUUGACCAGUUUCUGACAGCACUGAGCGUGGCUCCCGAGAUUCCAGAUAUUGCCCCUCCCGUGAGAGACCUUGCCAUGAACCGCACCUUCAACAUCAUCAGUGUUCAUUUCCCGCAGUUUGAGGUAUCGGCCUGGAUCGCCUGGUUCCACGUGAAACUAAUUCCUGUCCUCCCCAGUUUCACUACAGAGAUGCUCACUCAAACCACUGCACAGACAAACUGCACCAACUACCAAGUCAUUGUGAAAGGAAUGGGCAAGGUCUCCAAGAAAAUGCCCCUCACCAGAAGAAAGGGAAUUGCCAACGUCCUUGUGAAACAUCUGAAGCAGUUCUUGGCCACGUUCAACAAAAGAGGUAACUUGCCCUUGCACACACCAUGCUAGCUUAUUUAACCUGGAUUCUGACCCAAGAUUUCCUGAGCCUUGCGGAAGCUUCCCAUUUCCAAAUCUUUUAUAAAUUCCCGAGAUGUUGGCGCUUACCUCAGGCUUUGACCCAC
This is a messenger RNA of Clupea harengus (Atlantic herring), 840 nucleotides long. RefSeq lists its product as uncharacterized. NCBI's taxonomy places the organism in Eukaryota, Metazoa, Chordata, Actinopteri, Clupeiformes, Clupeidae. Gene Ontology annotation, biological process: cell-matrix adhesion. The record is from RefSeq and is a predicted model, not a curated record. Gene Ontology annotation, cellular component: cell surface. The transcript is spliced from 5 exons. Bases 26 to 727 code for a protein of 233 amino acids.